CUGAAACGUACGAUGUUUCAUGUAAAGAAAACUUCCAAAUGCGGGCAGUACUUAUGUGGACAAUAAGUGAUUUCCCAGCAUAUGGUAUGUUAUCUGGAUGGACAACACAUGGAAGGCUAUCAUGUCCAUAUUGUCAAGAUAACACUGAUGCUUUCCAACUAAAACAUGGAAGGAAAACGUGUUGGUUUGACUGUCACAGGAGAUUCCUACCACCAGAUCAUCCAUAUCGCAGGAGUAGGAAUUUAUUUACGAAGAACAAGAGGGUGUUUGAUGAUCCAACACCGGAAAUCAGUGGGAGAGAAAUGUUGACACAACUAAGAGAUUUUGGUGCAGAAAGGACCCCAGACGUGGGUGGACAUGUGCAUUAUCCGGUAGAUGCUGUUGGAGAUCUACAUAACUGGCACAAAAAGAGUAUUUUCUGGGAUCUGCCAUACUGGAAGGAUCAUCUGCUGAGGCAUAAUUUAGAUGUCAUGCAUAUUGAGAAGAACUUUUUCGACAACCUGAUGAACACGAUCCUUAACGUUCAAGGUAAAACCAAGGAUAAUUUGAAGUCAAGACUGGAUUUAGUCGAUAUAUGUGCUCGUGAAGAACUUCAUGUUGAUGAGAAUGGCAGGGCUCCUUUUCCCAUAUACCGACUUGAUGCAGCGGCCAAAGAUGCGUUCUUUGAUUGGAUUUCAAAGGAUGUGGAAUUUCCAGACGGUUAUGCAUCUAAUUUGGGUAACUGUGUCGACAGAAGGGAAGGAAAGUUUACCGGCUUAAAGAGUCACGAUUGCCAUGUAAUGAUGCAGCGCCUCCUUCCGUUCGCCUUCAAGGAACUAUUACCAAAGAAUGUUUAUGAAGCAGUUGCCGGGAUAAGUGCUUUCUUCCGAGAUUUAUGCACGAGAUCAGUUACUCCUGAAUGUAUUGAAAACUUGAAGACUAACAUAGCCGUGAUUAAGUGCAACCUUGAGAAGAUAUUUCCUCCUUCAUUUUUUGAUGUUAUGGAGCAUCUUGUUAUUCACCUGCCAAGAGAAUUGGAACUUGGUGGUCCUGUUCAGUAUAGAUGGAUGUAUCUGUAUGAGCGGUAUAUGUUUCAUCUAAAGAAAAUGGUGAAAAAUUUAAGUAGGGUAGAAGGUUCUAUAGUGGCACAGUUUAUCAGAGCAGAAACUUCAAACUUUGCGGAGCACUACUUUCCAGGAGAAGUGCAGACGAAAAGCAGAAAACCCGCUCGGCAUGAUGAUAGAGGCGAAAGGGCAACAUAUUAUGUUACGGUUCCAGACAUCUUCACAGAUGUUGGACGACUCAGCGGAAAACCAAAGAACCGUCAACUUACUGAAGAGGAGCACAGUCAAUUGCAAAUAUAUUUGCUCACCAACUACGAAGAUGUUUUUCAAUACGAGAGGAUUUUCAUGGCGGAAAAGCGGUUCGAAUAUAGACACGCCACAGAGGAGGAACUAGAAGCACUGAAGAUGAGAGAAUUUGCUGGAUGGAUGCGUACUUAUGUGUCUGAUGGUAUGGCCAGAGGUGAAACAAUUAAUGAUUGGCUACGCGAGAUGAUUUGGGGCCCAAAGUAUGUUGUGAAGUCAUAUCCGAGAUUUGCUUCUCGGGGAUAUGCAUUCACAACUUCUAAGAGGAGACGUUCGAGUAAGACUUAUAAUGCUGGCGUUUGCUCUGCAGCUGGAGAUGAUGUAUACUACGGAAACAUACGCGAGAUUUUGGAAAUCGUGUAUCCGGGCAUGGUUGGAUUGCGGUGCACAGUUUUCUAUUGUGACUGGUACGACAACACUCCGGAUCGAGGUGUCACAACAGAUGCAUUUGGUGUCACAUCAGUACAUUCGAGGCGAAAACUGCCAUAUUAUGAUCCUUUCAUUCUUGCUUCUCAGGCCGAUCAGGUUUGUUAUAUCAAAUACCCCCGGGUUACGAACAGAGAUGAUCCAUGGGUUACUGUUACAGCACUCAACCCGAGAAGCCGAGUUCAAGGAAGUUCUGAGUUGGAAGACCCACUCCAACCAAACACAUCCGGCAACUUAAGUGCAGCAGGAGAUGUAGCUGCAGUUGAUCUUGUUAUCGAUUUCACCGAUUUUGGAGACGAAGCCGUUGUUCACGUCGAAGAUGAACCAGAGAUUGGAGAGUUUCACCAAGAUCCAGAUUCAGAUUCAUCUGGUGGUGAUGAUGGUGACUCGGGUUCAGAGGAUGAACCAGAGAUUGGAGAGUAGUAUAGUUUUUUUUUUUUUUUUUUUUUUUUUUCAGAAUUCCGAGGAAAUUCCGAGGAUCUUGAGGGUUUCCUCGGAAUUUCCUCGGAAUUUUACCUUGUAAAAUCAGAUUUUAGGGAUUUGAUUUUAGGGUAUAGAUUCCUAGGAAUUUCCUGGGAAAAUUCCCAGGAAAUUCCGACGGAUAUCAGCAUUUCGUGGGAAAUUCCUGGGAAUUUUCCCAGGAAAUUCCUAGGAAUUCAGCAUUUCGUCGGAAUUUCCUGGGAAUUUUCCCAGGAAAUUCCUAGGGAAUAAGGAUUUAGAAUCGAAAACACCAAUUUACGGUUCCCAGAAGACUUACGUAAGCCUUAGUAAGUGUCUUCAAUUGAUUAUGGGACAAGACAUUGGUGUUGUACCAAUUAAUGGCCACUUUUCCGAUUGUUGCACCGAGAUCCCCAAACAGCAAUGCAAGAUAAACACUUAUACACUUUAAUGAACCUAAACGACAAUACUUAUAUUCGAUUC
This is a messenger RNA of Raphanus sativus (radish), 2693 nucleotides long. RefSeq lists its product as uncharacterized. The record is from RefSeq and is a predicted model, not a curated record. Lineage: Eukaryota; Viridiplantae; Streptophyta; Magnoliopsida; Brassicales; Brassicaceae. Bases 39 to 2195 code for a protein of 718 amino acids. The transcript is spliced from 4 exons.